Molecule: messenger RNA, 2208 nt
Organism: Emiliania huxleyi CCMP1516
Lineage: Eukaryota; Haptophyta; Isochrysidales; Noelaerhabdaceae
Exons: 4
Coding region: 1-2208 (735 amino acids)
Source: RefSeq, a predicted model, not a curated record
AUGAGCGUGCCUCGCGGAGAGGGACGAGCAGGAGAGGGGACGAGCCUUCAUCCUUCGGCACCUCCCUCCCGACCAGACGGGUCCCACGCUCGCGUCGUCGACGCUGCGCUCACCCGUGCCGCUGAGGCGUGCGGCUACGAGGGCGUGCUCGGCGACGCCAUCACCGCGCGGCGGGCUCGCCUGCCUGCGCGGAUGCGCGGCCUCGGCCUGCGCUCGCUCGAGGAGGUGGCGCCGGCUGCGUUCUGCGCCUGCUUUGUCGAGGCGGCCGAGAGGUUCCUCGACAGGUCGACGCCCGGCGGCGGCAGAGAGCGCGGCUUCUUCCAGAUGCUCGCUCCGCUCUUCGGCCACGGCGCCUUCGAGUUGCCGUACCCGAACAGCCCUCGCCUCUCGCGCUUCCUCUCGGGCUGCACCACCAACGUCAACCCGCUCGGCGCGCAGCUGGGGCAGCUGACGCCGACGGGCGAGUCCUUCAAGAAGGCGUGGGAGGGCAUGCAGCGAGAGGUCCGCGGCGAGGGCGUGGCGGGACCUCUCGAUGUCCGGGCUCCCGAGGCUGGCAACGGGCGGGCCGGCAGCGCUGGGCUACAGCGGCAGCUGACGCAGCAGCGGGAGCAGGUCAAGCGCAACCAGCUCAGCCGCAGCAUCCUCGGGCUGCCGCACGGCGACACGCGGCGGGAGGCGUGGCUGGCCGUCGACUCGUUCUCGUCCGCGUGGGUGAGCUCAUGGCCCUCGGCUCAGAACCGGUGCGAGGCGCGCGAGUUCCGCGAGAUCUUCUGCACCUACCUCGGCCGGGAGAGCCCAGCCGUGCGCGCGCUCGUGGGCAAGAGCAUCGCCUGCUCCGGCCGCGGCCCUCCUCGAGUCUGCGAUGCCUUUGGCGUCCAGCUGGGCUUGGCGACGCUCAACGACCGCGCCCACGGCAACUGCCACGACGACAUCUUCUCACGCGUGAUCGGUGAUGCGCUGCACGCGGGGCUGCGCGGCAAGGAGGAACCGCGCGAGAUCUUCAGCGCCGUCAUCCCGCCUGUCACACUCAACGGCACCGCUGGCACGCGCGGCAAGAACGGCAUCGUGCCGGAUGGGCGCCUGCACUGCAAGCUGCGCGAGUCCCGCACGGCGCGCUGCACGGGCACACGAGGCCAGGCGCAUCCGUCUGUCCGGUGGCGCGGCACGACAGUGCAGCGCGGGCCCGAGCAGCCGCCGGCGGAGCACCUCCUCGAGGGCAAGACCAUCCACCGCGGCGGGCCUCACUACAUGAGCGCUCGGGCGCGCGACGAUGGCCAGGGCGGCGCUGUCGCCGACAGGGCGAACCUUGUCCAGCGCGACUACGAGGCGCGGGCGGCGGCGCUCGAUGCCAAGCCGCACGUGCAGGCAUGGAACAACGGCUCGAGGGACGCCGUUUCCUCCGUGCUGCGCUCGUUUGGCACCGUGCGCAGCCUCGUUGUCGGGGCCUACGCGGAGGCGUCGGACGACCUGCACCAGCUGUUCGACUGUGUGGUGGAGUCGGCAUCCAAGCAGCACUGGAGGCGGAUCGGCGCGCGUAGCGCGAAGGAGGCGCGGUCCUACUUCGCUACGACGCUGCGGCGGGCGUGGGGCGUGCACUUUGCGCGCGAGUUUGCGCGGCACCGCAUCCGACGCGUGGUGUUCGUGGGGGCCCCGCGGCGACAGCCGGGCAGGCCUCUCGCGACGGCCGAUGGAGACUGGCCAUUGCUGUCGGCGGGCGAGCACGCGCUCAGCGUGGCGCACGAGGCCGACUUGUGGCGCAACUGGAUCCCGCCCUGCUCGGCGGCGGAGGUCGUCGCUGCGCCCGAGCCGCUCGAGCGGAUCACGUACUGCCAGUUCGACUUGCCGAUGCUGCGGCGCGGCCUGCUGCUGCACUGGUCCCUCUCGGACCAGCUCCUCGAGCGGCAGUCGCUGCUGCUGCUCGGCGCGUCCGUGCUCGUGCAGACGCUCUCGCGCAGCUCGGCGCGCAUCGAUUGGAUCGGAGGCUCCGUGCUGGCGCUGCUGCUGCGAGAGGCGCAAAAGGUGGCCAAGGAGGGGGCGUGCGAGGCGGCCACCGCGGCGGGCGACGAGCGCGGGCCGCCGAGCAAGGCGGCCCUCGAGGCGAGUGUGUACUUGCGCCGCCUCGAGGCGAAGCCGGAGGUGUACGCCGGGAUGGAGCAGCUGACAGAGACGUACUUCGAGUGCAUCGGCCACGACAGCGCGGAGGACUAG